AUGACUAAUCAGAGACUUAACCUAUUGGUCAUCCGUGCUGAUGAAGUCAAAUAUCAUCUUCUUGAGACUGAGGUUAAUAAAGCCUUUGGACCUGACAACGUAAGUCCCUACAUACUUAAAAAGUGUGCUGACCAGCUUGCAACUCCUCUGGCCACCUUAUUCCAAAACUGUCUCAACAGCAAAAGUGGCCAGCUAUCUGGAAACAGGCUAGAAAUGACAAGUUUCUUUGACAGCAACCACCUACUCAGUAGCAAGCAGUUUGGCUUUAGAUCAAAGAGAUCAGCAUCCGACCUACUACUACAGUUAGUCACCAACUGGAACAAAUCCCUUGAUGCUGGCAAAGAAACUUAUGUCGUUGCCCUGGAUAUCGCAGGUGCACGAAAACAUUAUUUCAAAACUAAAAAGCUUUGGCAUUGA
Messenger RNA from Penaeus vannamei (Pacific white shrimp), 417 nucleotides. The record is from RefSeq and is a predicted model, not a curated record. Lineage: Eukaryota; Metazoa; Arthropoda; Malacostraca; Decapoda; Penaeidae.